GGGAGACUCGUUGGCCGCCUGGCUGGACCCUUGUUGCCACCCUGUGCCGCGGCUCGCCUGAGUUCGUUCUGGCCUUGGGAGGAUGAUGUCCAGGAGCGGGGGCUUGUCCUGAGUUCGUUCUGGCCUUGGGAGGGUAAGUUGCCUCGUUUGCUUGCAGCGCGUGCGUAGCACGUCUACGUCCAUAGUUUCGGGCUCCAGCCGCGCUUCAGCAGUCGCCGCAGAGGUUUCUGCCCACACCGCCGAGCAAGCACCACUGCAUCGGCUUCCUACUUGGAGGUGAGUGGGUAGCACCAUGUCCAUUCUGACACCGCCACUUGUGGACGUCCGCUGUUUUUUUGACGGCGCUGGGACCGAGCUGGAGAAAUCCGCCUCGGCAGAAGCAGCGAGGUGGGCUUGCCGCGCGCAUGGCUUUCUGGCGCUGCCAGCGCACGGAGGCAUUGCUUCCGAGGUCGUGGUCGCCGCAUUCGACAGCAUCCAGGCGCUCUUCGCGAUGCCGCAGGAGAAGAAGAUGGAGCUCGCCUUCAGAGACGUGCGCGAGAACGUCGGCUACAUCCAGCUCGGCCGCGAGAAGCCAGACCUGAGCGAGGCAGCUCCCGACCCGAAGGAGGUGUUCCAGUUCGCCCCGGGCAAGCGGCAGCUGCCAGCCGAGAUCGAGGAGCCGCUCGCCGCCCUCUUCCGCGCGGGCAUGGCCGCGUCGCGCGCGGCGCUCCGCUGCCUGGCGCGCUCGCUCGACCUGCCCGAGGACGAGCUCGCGGCCAGCACGCGCGACGCGGACCUCUGCACGCUGCGCUGCAUCCACUACCCGGGCGGCGCUGCACCGCGCUCCACCCGCUGCGGCGCGCACACCGACUUCGGCUUGUGCACCCUGCUGCUCCACGAGCAGGGCGGCGCGCCCGGCCUCCAGGCCGCCGACAGGACCACCGGCGAGUGGCGGGACGUCGUGCCGCCCCCUGGCGCAGCUGGCGCCGACGGCGGCGUGGCCUACGUCAACCUGGGCGACAUGCUGAGCCGGUGGACGAACGGCGAGUGCUGCGCGACGCCCCACCGCGUCGUCGCGCCCGCCGACUCGGCGCAGGCCGCGCGCUCGCGCUUCGUCCUCGCCCUCUUCUGCGACGCGGACGCCGCGACGAGCCUGGCCUGCCUGCCGCAGUUCACCUCGGCCGAGCGGCCGCCGCUUUUUCAGCCCAUGUCCGCGGGCGACUUCAAGGCGAUGCGCCUCGCGGGCAUCACGGCGGUCAGCUGAGAGGCCGCCACCCGAGCGCGCGGGGCGCUCCCUGCCCGCGCGCGCGGCGGGCGGGCGCGGCCGCCGCCGGGAGCACGGCGUCCGACAGGGCCAGGCGUGGAAUUCCUGCCCGCCACAAGAGCGGCUCUCUGCAGCGCGAGCGGCACGGUGCCGCGGGGCUCGGCGCUCGGCGGUCGGGGCGGCCUGACGCGGCCGCAGCUCGGCAGGCGCGCGCGCGCACGGCCCUGCGGGCGGCGCGGCGCCGCACGGCCUUACAGGAGGUGCUCGGAGCCAGACCGCGGGGCCGCUCGGAGGAAAGCGAUGCUCCGCCCCGCGCUCGCCCUGGCUGCCACAGUCGCUCGGAGAGGGCUGUGCCGCACGGGGCUCCGCGGCAGCCGUCGCGCCGUUCGGGUGAGG
Molecule: messenger RNA, 1639 nt
Organism: Prorocentrum cordatum
Lineage: Eukaryota; Dinophyceae; Prorocentrales; Prorocentraceae
Source: the annotation of a GenBank genome assembly